Messenger RNA from Pogona vitticeps (central bearded dragon), 2317 nucleotides. The record is from RefSeq and is a predicted model, not a curated record. NCBI's taxonomy places the organism in Eukaryota, Metazoa, Chordata, Lepidosauria, Squamata, Agamidae.
UCAGGCAGUACGUGGAUUAGUGACAACUAAUUACACAGAGACCUUCUAGAAAGACUUUGUUCCUUUCCAACAGAUCCGGUUCCAAGUCAACGGUCUCGAGAACUCGAGCUGUCAAAUCCAUUGACAUUUCCUUACGGACAUUAGAGGUGUGUGUUGCUUUGCAGCAGAAACACUGAGAAAUCUCUCUGAAGAAUCGAACAGUUUAACUGGAAUCAUGAACACUGCCAAAUAUUUUGCGCGAACGGGCUACAAAGGCUCCCUCGACACUCUCGAUUUAGAAACGCUGACGGCCGUUUUCCAGCACCACAUCCGGGCCGUGCCCUUCGAAAACCUCAGCAUCCACUGCGGGGAAACCAUAACACUGGACUUAGAGGACAUCUAUACAAAAAUUGUAAAGAAAAGGCGUGGAGGUUGGUGCAUGGAGAACAACCUGCUGUUGUCUUGGGUUCUGAAAACCAUGGGCUACGACACGACUAUUCUGGGGGCCUAUGUGUACUUCCCACAGCAAAAGGCAUAUGACACCAUAAUGUCCCAUUUAAUCCUCCAAGUAGUGAUUGAUGGCAAAUCUUACAUCGUUGACGCUGGCUUCGGUGUCUCCUACCAAAUGUGGCAACCCAUGGAGCUAGUUUCUGGCAAAGAUCAGCCUCAGAUCCCUGGAGUUUUCCGCUUCACAGAAGAAAAUGGGAUUUGGUACUUUGAAAAAAUAAGAAGGAAGCAACACAUCCCUACAGAAACCUCCUCCAGCUUGGAUCUCAUCGAAAAGAAGGAGCGCAGGAACGUUUAUCUGUUCAGCCUUGAGCCACGGAUGGUUGAAGAUUUUCGAUCCCCAUGUUCUUAUCUCCAAACAUCCCCGGAUUCUCUGUGUACAAAGAAAUCAAUUUGCAGCCUUCAAACUAUAAAUGGGUUUCGGGCUUUGGUUGGGUGGACACUCUCAGAGAUGACAUACAGAUACAAAGAGGAUGUGGAUCUGGUAGAAUUCACAACGCUGAAAAACGACGAGGUGGAGAAAACACUGGAAGAGAAGUUCGGAAUAACUCUGGAGAACAAACUCGUUCCCGUCAACCUCCCAGAAUUUUUUACAAUUUAAUACAGAGGGCAAAACAUUGCACAGUGCUGUAUAACUGCACCAUGAUUUCACGGCAUUAAAUACAUUGCAAUAAAAGUAACAGCUGUACCCAAGCAUACCUAAUGGACAGAAUGGGAUACUGUAUAUUUUUCACGAGCACUGACAAAUAAUGGCUGCGUGCAAGGUAGUUAAACUGUCCUGGGUAACAGAUUUCCAAAGACACUUAAAAAUGGGAUCCGUGCUGCAUAUUGUGUUAAAUCACACUUAUCUGAAUUCAAAACAGGUUGUGUUCUGAUGUACACCCCAAACAUAUCUAUGCAUUUGAUGUUCCAUUUGUUCCAGCAGAGGAACAGAAUCCACACAUCUGAAUGAAAUAUUUCUAUGUCGGUCUCAUUUCUUUAGUGUAAACGUUACAAAUGCAUCAUGUGUUGUAGAUGUAAAAAAUUACUGGAUUGAACUCCCCUGCAAAGGUUUUAAGGAAAACUGAAAGCACAGAAUUAAUGCAGUCUAGUUCCUAUGAAAAGCUUCAGCGCUUUGGGUUUUUUUUUUGGAAAUGAUCUAUGAAGGCCAAAUGAACUCCUUUGCCCCUCUAAAUCAGAUUCAAACAACUUUUUAAAAAACUCCGUACAACUAUUGCAAAGGUGAUAAUUAAAGAACGACGCUUCAUGCUCGUCUCCAAUUUGUGAAGGAGCAUGCUUUUGACAAGCGCCCCGUUUAAUGAAGUGAGCAGGGAACGAAAGUACUUGAAACCUUAAUCUGUAAAAAUGGACAUAGAUAUAAUUUUAAUUACCUGCAUCAAUAUUUACAAAGGAUCCAUUCCCAUCUACAUUUACUUCUGUUCAUAUAUGCACUGGGAACACUUGUGAAAGUUACGCUUGAGCCAGCAGCUAUAAUGGAUUAGAACAGUUUGCUCCUGCCUCCCCCCCGUCACACACUGUGUAUAUUUAAAGAGCUGUUAUUAAGCAUGUUUAAAGAGCUGUUAUUAAGAGUAUUGCUUAAAAUUCCCAAGCAUGCAAAGAUAUUUCCUUAAUCUUCUUUCAGAUCUAUGUAUAUAUGCUGUUUCCUGCACAGCAAGCUUUUCUUGCAAAAGUUUCUAGUCCUCAUGCAUUGCUUAUUUUGAGGAAGGCACUGAACUAAGAAUCCGGAGCCUAAAAAAUCUAUCUUUUAUAAAGACAAAAAAAUUAAAGCCUACAGCUGACAAACAGAAAGAUUGUUUCAUUUAUAUAUGCAAAUAUUUUAAAAUGUUUUUUU